AUGGCUGGCAAAGGUAACAAGAAGAAGAAGAAUAAGAACAACGCGAACAACAAUAAUAAUCGGCUUCCCGUCGGGGUCAACAACACAUCCCAAGAGACACAAGACGCCCCAGACGAGCUUGCCAUCGGGUCGGCUCCCGCAACUCCCGAAGAUGAGCUCGUUAAGGAUCAAUAUCGAACUAUCGAUCGGGAUGAUGGCUAUAAAUAUGCAUACUAUCCCAUGGUCUCGGGCAACAAUGAUCUGACAGAAGAAAAUGCUCAGGACAAUGAUGAGCCCAGUGCCACCGAACCAACAAAUGAACGAGGCGAGACUGCCGAAGCCAAGCCAGAAGAGUCUUCGACGCCGCAAGAUGACAGCGCAACGGCAGCAACACCAGCAGCAGAGUCCACCGAAGCUGCGAGCCCUCCGACUGAGGACAACUCUGCUGAAACAGCCGGCGCACCUGGUAAAGAUACAAAGGCUGAGGCUGAAGACACAUCCAACGCGGAAGCCCAGCCCCAGAGCCCAGAGACUGAAGACGCCUCCGCGGCAGCCGUCGAUGAGCCCCCUGCGGAAGCUGCAGACACAGAAAAGGCCGAUGAAAGCCCAGCUCCACCAGAGGAAGGUGAUGCAGCAAAGCCACCAAGUGAUGAAAAUGGAGGCAAUGACGACGAUUUUCCACCAGUUGACCCUGAAGCUGGGCAUGACGGGGUAGAGUCUGAGAAGGAAGAAGCUGCGAAGCAGGCCGCCGAGGAGGCCCAGGAAGCCCAGCUAGCAGAGAGUGACGGCGCAAAUGACGCUUCGGCCGGUAAUGAUCAUGCGAAUGACGCGCCGACUGAGCCAAGUCCUCCGGAGGACAAUUCGGCUGAGAAUGCCUCAUCAUCAGAGGUCGUUGAGGAGAAAACAGUCGAAAGUUCCCCCUCGCAAGAGGACUCUCCCGCAGCCGUUGAUGACACUUCGACCGAGACGCCUUCUGGCAAUGGACCAACUGCUGCUGGUGAGAAUGUCGCCGACGCCAAAUCACCGGCAGGUGAAGAUGAAGCCGAAAAUAAGCAAGUUGAACCCACAGACGCCGAUGUUAAAGCCGAAGAGAGCGCUCCAGCAGAGGCGAGUCCGCCAGAAGAGCCUGCAGAAGAAGCUCAGGCUCCUAUUUCCAAACAAGCAAAGAAGAACGCCAAGAAGAAGGACAAGAAGAAGAAGAAAGCAGGAGGAUCUUCGGUACAAGAGGAGGCUCCUGCAGUUGUUGAAGACAGCCCAGCUGAGUCGCCUCCACUGGAAGAGCCGGCAGUAGCUGAUGACAGCGUCGCCAACGCCGAGUCAGCUCAGUCUGAAGCAACAGAAGCGCCAGAUCAGACUAAAAUCUCAGAGACGCCAGUGGCCGCAGAUGAAGCUGAAAUCAAACCAGCAGACGAUGCCGCCAUUGAGCCUGAGGUGCCAAGCCAACCCGAGAGCGCUCAAGAGCCAGCUGUUGCAGAUGAAGCUGAAAACAAAACAGCCGAGUCUGUAGACGCUGUUGCGGAAGCCGACGAAGCUGCCCCGAAAGAGACGGAGGCAAGUGCACCUGCUGAAGAGCCGGAAGAGGAAGCUCCUGCUGCAUCUUCAAAGAAGGGCAAGAAGAAAAAGGAGAAGAAGAAGGACAAGAAGAAGAAGGCAGAAGAUCUUUCUGUGCAGGAAGAAGCUCCUCCGGUUCUUGAAGACACCUCGGCCGACUUACCUCCUGCUGACAACCCGACUGCGACUGAUGAUGCUGUCGCGGAUGCUGACACGCCAACGCAACCCGAAAUCCUCGAGACACCGGAUCAGUCCAAAAGCGAUGAAGCAGCAGCAGCCACCAACGAAGCCGAAAGCAAGCCAGUAGAUGGCAGCGUACCCGCAAAUGCUGAAGAAGCCGCUGAACACGAGAGUAGCGAGGCAUCGUCACCAGCAGAGGAGACUGAAAGCAAACCAGCUGACGAUAGCUCCGCCGCUGCUGAUGUGCCGGCUAACAACGAAGACGCUGAGCCGCCGAUUGUCGCCGUGGAAGAGGUGCCGGCAGAGGUGGGAAACACUGAGCCGCAAGCAUCUGGAGAAAGUGACGAAAUCCAGCUUAAUCCGGGUGAGACUGCAGAAGCUGACAGCAAGGUCGACGAGAGUGCUCCCGUAGAUGAGAGUCCUUCUCCAGAAGAGCCCGAAGACGAUACUCCGGCUAUGUCUUCCAAGAAAGGCAAGAAAAAGGAGAAGAAGAAGAAAGGCAAAAAUACCAAAGCUUCUGAGCCUGAGCCUGAGUCGACACCCACGCCAGUCGAGGUCCCAACCUCUGAGCCCGCACCUGAUGCUGAACCCGAGAGUGAGGCCAGCAAGUCCACGGCAGAUGCCCCUGUUUCCAUUGACGAACUGAAAGAGACAGUGGAAGACCAAGGUGUAGUGUCGGAGGAACCCACGGCUGACAACGGAGGGGAUCUGAGAGAAGACCCUGUGACUUCCAUCGAGGAUGCUCCCGAGGCUGAUCAAACCGCCGAAACCAAUGAUCCCGCUGUUGCGGAAGAAGAGGGGCCUCCACCUACAGGCGAAGUAUCUGUGGCCGAGGCGGCUCCAUCGGCUGAAGCCGAAGAAGUAUCUACAGAGGCGGCAAACUCUGAGGCUGCAGUUCCUCCCGAGGUUGAAAAGGAGAUCGAGACGCCAGUUGAUAUACAGGAAGAUCUUGCACCGACCGAGGAAGAGCCUGCGGUUGAAGUACUCAGACACGAAGCAGCUGAAUCCGAGACGACAAAUUUGGACGCCACUCCAGCAGAGUCGGUUGCUGAGCCUGCAGAUUCAGUCGAAGCGCCCGCAAAGGUGGAGGAUCAUCCGGUAUCAGAAGAGCCUGUGCUGACGAAGGAGCCUCCAGCACCCGAGGUACCCGCGGAUCCUAAAGCAACUGAGGAGCCUAUAGAGACGGAAGCGCUGCCGGUAGUGGAGGAUAAUUCAGCGCCAGAAGAAUCUGCGACGACAAAUGAGGCUGCAGUCGGGGAAGAGCCCACAACACCUGAAGCCUCCGAAGCACCUCAAGCAUCCGAAGUACCUGAAGCACCUGAAGCAUCAGAAGUACCCGAAGUACCCGAAGUACCUGAAGCACCUGGAGCAUCCGAAGUACCCCAAGCAUCCCAAGCACCCGAAGUAUCCGAAGUACCUGAAGCACCUGAAGCAACCGGAGCAUCCGAAGCACCUGAAGAACCUGUGGUGACGGAAGAUCCUGCAAAGACAGAGGAUGUUGGACCGGUAGAGGCGUCUCUGGCCGUGGAAGAGCCGCCGUCGGCAGCGGAGGCAGCUAAGGAUGAAGCUGCUGCAAGCGAUGACGUCGCUCCGGCAGUCAUAGAUGACAAACACACUUCAGACGAAGCCGCGACGGAAGCGCCUGCUCAGACCCCCUCUCUUGUUGAAGAAACCCCUGGGGAAUCUGCCGCUAGCGACGAAUCUGCUGAGAAGCAGGUCAAUGAGCUGGUGGCAGAGGAGACUGUUGCCGAAGAACUAAUCCCUUCGGAUCCGAUUCCAGUUGCACCAGAGCCUGAGGCCGAGGCUCCUCUAGCUCCUCAUGAAGACCCGACCCCAGCUGAUGCACACCCCGAAUCUGUUGCUGACCAGCCCGCUGAGGUUGAGGAUGAAGUUGCUGAGAUUACGCCUGAGCAAGUUGCCGAUAAAGAGAUACCUACAGAGGAAGCAGAGGUUACUUCUGCACAGCCCGAGGAGGCUCCUGCGGCCGAACCUGUGGUUUCUGAGCCAGCGAUGGCUGAUGUUAUCGAACAAUCCCCCGAGGAAGCUACGCCUGUGGAGGAAGAGCCGUCUGUGGAGCCGUUGCCCGUACAGGAACCGCCUGCAGAACCUCCCGCCGCAGAGAUGCCCCUCGAUGAGCCAGUCGCUGAAGUACUUGCGAGUGAGCCUACAGCAGACGAUCUAACACCUCAGGUAACGCAAGUGAGAGAAGCUGAGGUGGACGAGGUUGCGCCUGCUGUUCUCCAGAAAGAUACAGUAAUUGCCGAGGACCCAGAGGGGACAGGCGACGGUUCAGACGACAGUGCACCUGCUCCUCCGGAGGCAGCUGUUCUUUCGGAGAUCCCGUCGCCAGAGGCUGCGCCCGAAAACCCUGUAGAUUCUGAAGUGGCCCUGUUUGCAGAGGCAUCUGAGCUACCCGUUGGAGAUUCUGCAGCGCGACACAAUUCCCGCCGGCGGAAGAAGCGUGCUGGUCAUGAGACAGAGCGACACGAUUCGAAGACUUCAUCCGAUGGCCAGAAGAAAGAUCAGCUUACGCGCCAGAAGAGUGAACGCGGCGUUUUCACUAACCGCUGGGCAAAGGCGUUGGAGGAGGCACGGAAGCAGCACGAGGAGAAAAAGAAGGCAGAGGCAAGCAACCUGAAGAAACAGCAGGCGCUAGUCGAGGAGAAAGAACGCAGCAGAGCUCCGUCCUCGGAGAAAUCUGUGAAAUCUCGAAGCUCAUCCACAAAGGAAAAGGGCGAGACAGCCGCAGUGAAAGCACCGCCUGUUGCUGUCCUUGAGACUGAAGUCAGGUCUGAGCCUCAGCCUAAACCUAAGGUUGAUCCUGAGGUGAAGGUCAAAUCCAAGAACCAGACCAAGCGUCGUUCUUCAGAGGAGGAACCAACCAAGUCUGUAAAAACUUCGUCGUCCAAACAAGCUUCAACUUCCUCCAAGCAAGCAUCGACUUCUACACCGAGGCCCCGUGCUUUCCUGCGGUAUAUGAGCAAUGCUCCCAUCGCCACUACUAACGGACUUAUCGUGAGACCCAACGGUACUUCCAAAUCGGCGGCUCUGGCUCCGGCCCCGGCUUCCGACAAACCCAAGCCACGCCGUUCUUCUACGACCCACAGUCACGGUAGUGGUCAUCACGAGCGUUCUUCCAAUGAGGAGAAACGAAGCGCUGGCCGGUCCGAGAAGCCUCAUUCACGACGCGAAGAAGACGUUGUACGGGAGAAGAAGACACGACGACGAAGCUCGGUGGAGGCCGAGGUCGGCAAACCUCGCGAUUCGCGCGAAUCCCGUGAACCCCGCGAGGCUCGCGAACGGGACAGAGAAGCCGAAAGCUCUCGUCGUCCGCACCAGAGCAGCAAGGAUAAAGAGGUUCGAGCUCAUCGACGACAUAAGCGUGACGAAUCUCCGCCCCGAGAGCAAAGCAAACUGAAAGGUUUCUUGAGAGCCAUCACAGCUCACUGA
Penicillium oxalicum is the source of this 5160-nucleotide messenger RNA. RefSeq names its product PE repeat family protein. Bases 1 to 5160 code for a protein of 1719 amino acids. The transcript is spliced from 4 exons. The record is from RefSeq and is a predicted model, not a curated record. Lineage: Eukaryota; Fungi; Ascomycota; Eurotiomycetes; Eurotiales; Aspergillaceae.